CGUCCUUUACAGUUUCAGCCAUCAAAAUCUCACAAGAAAGUUUUGAAAAAAAUGCUGAAAUUUCUGGCUAAAGGAGAGAUUUCGAAAGGCAGUUGUGAGGAUGAGCCUAUGGAUUCCACAAUGGAGGAUGCUGUUGCUGGUGACUUUGCAUUGAUGAACAAGUUGGAUAUAAAGUGUGAUCUUAAAACACUCAGCAGUGACCUCAAAGGAAGCAUAGAGAGUGAGGAGAAGAAAGAAAGUAUAAAGAAAGAAGCAUCUAAAGAAUUAAUUCACCCACAAGCUAUAGAGGAGAAGUUGGGCUCUGGUGAACCAUCACAUUCAAUCAAAGUUCAUACUGGUCCUAAGCCAGGUAAAGGGGCUGAUUUGAGUAAGCCUCCAUGUCGAAAAGCAAAGGAAAUGCGGAAAGAAAGGAAAAGGUUAAAACUCAUGCAGCAGAACUCAGCUGGAGCCUUUGAAGGUUUCCAGGCUCAAGGUCAGCCAGUAUCUUUGUUACCAAAGGCUAAAACCAACCAGCCCAAGUCACUUGAAGAUUUGAUUUUUGAGUCUUUACCAGAGAAUGCAUCACACAAAUUAGAGGUGAGGGUGGUGAGAUCUUCUCCACCGAGUCCUCAGUUCAAAGCCACAUUUCAGGAGUCUUACCAGGUCUAUAAGCGUUACCAGAUGGUUAUUCACAAGGACCCACCUGAUAAACCAACUGUGAGCCAGGUGAGGCUAGUCCCUGCCUCCUUUGAGGACCCAGAGUUCAAGUCAUCCUUCAACCAGUCCUUUUCUUUAUAUGCCAAGUAUCAAGUGACCAUACACCAGGAUUCACCUAUUGAAUGUGGAAAGACUGAG
Molecule: messenger RNA, 834 nt
Organism: Psammomys obesus (fat sand rat)
Lineage: Eukaryota; Metazoa; Chordata; Mammalia; Rodentia; Muridae
Product: arginyl-tRNA--protein transferase 1-like
Exons: 5
Biological process (GO): protein arginylation
Cellular component (GO): cytoplasm
Molecular function (GO): arginyl-tRNA--protein transferase activity
Source: RefSeq, a predicted model, not a curated record